GGAAGCAAAACGGAGACUGAAUUGAUGCAAAAUGGUCUGCAAUUGGUCGAAGCUUUGGGGUACCCAGGAGAAAGACCGUAUCGCACAGCAGCAUCAUUGUAAGAAUGGUCCGAAAACCGUCUGACAAUCCUGGAACAUGGCCCAGCGGAGGAUAUAGAAUAUCAUAUUCUUAGAACAUCAAAACAUGACAAAUGCCAUAAGCAUUUUGACGGUUCAUCUAUAAUAGGCUAUGAUUCAAAGGCAGGUGACACUGACCCAGAACUUGUACCAGAACAGGUUUCUCGGACUCAGACUUGCAGCCAUGGCCUCCCCGUGUCGUUCGUCCCAGAACCGUUGGCGCUGUAAGGACCACAUCCGCCACAGCUACAACCCCGAACAAUUCCGCAACGUUAAUUUCCAGAAUGGGGUGCCGGAGGACGUGGCGGCCAUGUACCGCUCCACCAGCGACACGGACCUGGUGACAUCACACAGCCGCUCCACGCUUACCGUCAGCACCUCGCACUACGCCAUCGGACAGACCCAGGACAUCCUCAUCUGCUGGGACAUCAAGGAGGAGGUGGACGCUGGGGACUGGAUCGGCAUGUACCUCAUUGAAGAGGUGUCGUCUGAGAACUUUCUAGACUACAAGAGCCGCGGAGUGAAUGGUUCCCACAAGGGCCAGAUAGUGUGGAAGAUUGAGGGCAACUCCUAUUUUGUGGAGCCGGAGACCAAGAUCUGUUUUAAAUACUACCAUGGUGUGAGUGGGGCCCUGCGAGCCACUACCCCCAGUUUGACUGUGAAGAACCCCUCAGUUCCGGUAUUUAAGCCCGUCACCAAUGAAGAAGUCCCCCAGAGCACAGGCAGUAGAAGACUCAUCAGCUUCUCCCUCUCAGAUUUCCAUGCCACAGGGCUGAAGAAGGGGAUGUUUUUCAACCCUGACCCCUACCUUAAGAUCGCCAUCCACCCCGGCAGGAACAGCAUCUUCCCGGCACUGCCACACCACGGCCAGGAGAAACGCUCAGGCAUCGUCUGUAACACCAUCAACCCCCACUGGCAGAGAGAACGCUUCAACUUUGUGUCUCUGCCCACGGACGUUCUGGAGAUCGAGGUAAAAGACAAGUUUGCCAAGAGUCGUCCUAUCAUCAAACGUUUCCUGGGCAAGCAGUCCAUGCCGGUGCAGAGGCUACUGGAGAAGCAUGCUAUUGGUGACCGUUUGGUCAGCUACACGCUGGGCCGAAGGGUGCCGACAGAACAUGUCAGUGGACAGCUGCAGUUCAGAUUUGAGAUCACUUCCUCUAUUCAUCCAGAUGAUGAAGACAUGUCUCUCAGCACAGAGCCUGAGUGUGCCGAUGUGCAGGAGACCAGUAACCAGGGGGAGGGCCAGUCCUCCCAGGCCCAGGGCCAGGCCGAGGACACCAUAAGCCUGGGUCCAGGGGCUCCCGAACUCCCCAUGGAUGAGGAGGAAGACGCUGGAGCUCCAGAACUUCCAAUUGGAGGAGAUACAGUUCCAGACACGCCCAUGGAGGGGCAUCCAGCAGGGCCUUUGGGUUCAGAGGAGCCCAUGGAUGGAGAUGGAGACUCAGGGCCUGGCUGUUCCAGAACCAAGGCGCUAAAAACAGAACCAAGUCAACCAGAGUUCAAUGGGGCUCAGGAAGAGGUGGCUGUGGCUGUAGCUGUGGCUGCAGAGAAGCUGCCCUCGGUAGAGGAUAACAGGGAGGAAGGGGGGCAGCAAACCCCCUCCAGUCCUCAGCUUGCUGACCCAGAGCAGGGGGUGGACAGUACACCAGCAGAGGGUCAGGUCAUCCCUGCUGUAUUGGAAGACAUGGAGAGUGGAGUGCCUGGGGAGCCAGCAGAACAGGUGGUGGGUCAGGAGGAAGGGGACGAGGAAUGCUGCUCCCUGCGCAUCAGGACCACCCCUAGGCGUAAGAACCGGCCCUGCUCCCUGCCCGUGUCGGAGCUGGAGACAGUCAUCGCCUCGGCCUGUGGGGAGCCUGAGACCCCUCGCUCCCACUACAUCCGCAUCCACCACCUCCUCCAUAGUCUGCCCUCUGCCCAGCCAGGCACCCAGGAGGACGGGGAGGGACAGCGGGCUGAGGCUGAAACAGAGCCCGAUCCAGACCCUGGCCCUGACCAGCUCAGCCCCAGGGUCCAGGAUGGCUCAGAAGAGGAUGAAACGGCAGAACCACUGACCCCCGGGCCCAGGAGGACGCUGCCUCGCAGCCUGUCCAUCGAGCGUCUGUCCGACCUGGCCCUGCUACUGGACAGCGAGGUCCGCCACCCCCAGGGCCAGGUCAGGGGUGACCAGAGAGUGUCCGACGAAGACGACAUGGAGCCCUGCUGCAGUGAUUCCUGCUAUGAGGGCAGAGGAGGAAGUUACAACCAGGCACCUCUAGUGGCUGUAGCCAGGAUGUCUGUGGAGAGCAGUGAUUUCCCCUCCCAGGAGGAUGAGGACAUGGAGGGUAACGGAGUGGAGAGCAGUGAUUUCCCCUCCCAGGAGGAUGAGGACAUGGAGGUGAACGGAGCGGAGAGCAGGGAGCCAGGAGAUGGGAUGCCCCAGUGGCAGGUGGCCCUAUCCACACAGGUCCAGAGCCCCCAGAGCUUCAUAGAAAACGGAGAGUCUCCCGUGGCCGGGCCCAGUGGGAAGAUAGGACGAGAUUGUACUCUACCGUCCAGUCAUCCUCCAGUCAGCCAGCUUCCUGCUCUGCGUCAUGAUCCUCAUCAUUACCCCACUAUAGAUGAACCACUACCACCAAACUGGGAAGCGCGUGUGGACAGCCACGGUCGUGUGUUCUACGUGGAUCACAUCAACAGGACCACCACGUGGCAGAGACCCACCUCGGCAGCCACGCCUGACGGCAUGAGGAGGUCAGGAUCCGUUCAGCAGAUGGAACAGCUCAAUAGAAGGUACCAGAGCAUCCAGAGGACCAUGGCCACAGACAGGAGUGAGAAUGAAGGAAGCAGAAGCAGGAGUGAGAGAACAAGCCUCAACAACAACAGCAGUGAGACAGACUCUCCUUCGAUGGCUAAUGAGCUGAGAAGAGACAGCUCCUCUUCCUCCUCCUCCUCAUCAUCAUCUCCAGUCAACAGUCAGAAGAUCACAGCUCUGUUACAGAGCCCAGCGGUGAAGUUCAUCACACACCCAGAGUUUUUCACUGUCCUCCAUGCCAACUAUGGAGCCUACCGCAUGUUCACCAGCAGCACGUGCCUGAAGCACAUGAUCCUGAAGAUUCGUAGAGACGCUCGUAACCUUGAGAGGUACCAGCACAACAGAGACCUGGUCACCUUCCUCAACCGCUUCUCUGACGCCCAGUUUGAACUGCCCCGGGGCUGGGAGAUCAAGACUGACCCUCAGGGCAAGAACUUCUUUGUGGACCACAACAGCCGAGCGACCACGUUCAUCGACCCGAGAAUCCCUCUUCAGAACGGUUGUCUGCCCAACCACCUGACCCACAGGCAGCACCUACAGAGAUUACGCAGCUACAGUGCUGGAGAGGCCUCGGAGGUGUCCCGUAGUCGAGGUGCAGCCUUGUUAUCACGGCCUGGGAACAGUGUGGUGGCCGCGAUGCGGAGCCAGCAUCAUCCUGAUCCAGUGCCACAAGCUUAUAAUGAGAAGAUCGUGGCCUUCCUCCGUCAGCCUGGAAUACUAGAAGUUCUUACGGAGCGCCAGCCAGCCCUGUCCAGGAACCAUUCCCUGAGGGAAAAGAUCCACUACAUCAGAACAGAGGGCACCCAAAGACUGGAGAAACUAGCAUGUGAUGCAGACCUGGUGAUACUGUUGAGCUUGUUUGAAGAGGAGAUCAUGUCCUAUGUUCAGCCCUCCUUCCAUCCUGGCUUCAGCUUCUCUCCGCGUUGUUCACCAGGGUCUUCACCACAGAACUCUCCAGGAAUGUCGAGAGCGAGAGCGCCUGCCCCGUACCGGAGAGACUUUGAGGCCAAACUACGCAACUUCUACAGGAAACUGGAGGCUAAAGGCUAUGGCCAGGGCCCAGGAAAGAUCAAGCUUAUCGUCCGGAGAGACCACCUGUUGGAGGGUACCUUUAACCAGGUCAUGGCCUACUCACGCAAGGAACUACAGAGGAAUAAGCUCUACAUCACCUUCAUAGGAGAGGAGGGGCUGGACUACAGUGGGCCAUCCAGAGAGUUCUUCUUCCUGCUGUCUCAGGAGCUGUUCAACCCCUACUAUGGCCUGUUUGAGUACUCAGCCAACGACACAUACACCGUCCAGAUCAGCCCCAUGUCCGCCUUCGUAGAGAACCAUCUGGAAUGGUUCCGGUUUAGUGGGCGUAUUUUGGGACUGGUGUUGAUCCACCAGUAUCUCCUGGAUGCCUUCUUCACGCGGCCCUUCUACAAGGCUCUCCUCAGACUAGCCACUGACCUGAGUGAUCUGGAAUACCUAGACGAGGAGUUCCAUCAGAGUCUACAGUGGAUGAAAGACAAUGACAUCACAGACAUGCUGGACCUUACCUUCACUGUGAAUGAGGAAGUCUUCGGACAGGUAACAGAGAGAGAGCUGAAGUCUGGAGGGGCCAACAUUAAUGUGACAGAGAAGAAUAAGAAGGAGUACAUUGACCGCAUGGUGAAAUGGAGGGUGGAGAGAGGAGUGGUCAAACAGACAGAGGCACUGGUCAGGGGCUUCUAUGAGGUGGUGGAUUCCCGGCUGGUGUCAGUGUUUGAUGCCAGAGAGUUGGAGCUGGUCAUCGCUGGGACAGCUGAGAUAGAUCUCAAUGACUGGAGGAACAACACAGAGUAUAGAGGAGGCUACCAUGACAGCCACAUAGUGAUCCGGUGGUUCUGGGGGGCCGUGGAGCGCUUCAACAAUGAGCAGAGGCUGCGUCUGCUGCAGUUUGUGACUGGCACCUCCAGUGUUCCCUACGAGGGCUUCACUGCGCUACGGGGCAGUAACGGCCUGCGACGCUUCUGUAUCGAGAAGUGGGGCAAGAUUACUGCUCUUCCAAGGGCACACACAUGCUUCAACCGGCUGGAUCUCCCACCAUACCCCUCCUACACCAUGCUCUAUGAGAAACUGCUGAUCGCUGUGGAGGAAACCAGCACUUUUGGCCUUGAGUGAAGGAGAGAGAAGUUGUGCAUCCCAAAUUGCACCUUAUUCCCUAUAUAGUGCAUUACCUUUGACCAGGGACCAUAGAGCUCUGGUCAAAAGUACUGCAUUAUGAAGGGAAUAGGGUGCCAUUUGCGAAGCAAUCAAGAACUUAAAUAGGAUCCUGUGCCUCAGGACUGUGAACUCUACACAACACUCCCUUUAUACUGUACAUUUCAAUACAACAGCCAGAGGACUGUACAUUUCUCUUUUUUAACAAUCUUAUGUACAGUAUACAAGCAAAAGGAAAAGCCAAGCACCACCACAUGCAUUACUCACAUGUAACAAUGUACCUUUGUUUGCAUUAAGGCACCAAGCUGUGUGCAAUAGCUCUUAUUUGCUCAGCCUAUAACAGCACUCAGGGCCUUGACUCAACACAUCACACACGCCAAUGAAUAGUCUAGUCCCUCUCUCACAGUGCACCUUGCACCAACAGCCUCAGCAAACAUUGUCACAUCACCAACCACAACCAACAUUAUCACUAGAAGAAAUGCCUCAACUUGUAUUAUCAGAGGGAGAGAAAUGCCUCAAAUACCGUCACGUGAACCACUACAACCAACAUUAUCUCAUGACGUUGUGUUCUAACUUUGGCAAUGUAACGGUUUUCUUCUGGGGAAAGAGAGGCGGACCAAAGCGCAGCGUGGUUAUUUUGAUUCAUGUUUAAUAAAGAACUUCACAUGAACAAAC
Oncorhynchus tshawytscha (Chinook salmon) is the source of this 5761-nucleotide messenger RNA. Its product is annotated as E3 ubiquitin-protein ligase HECW1-like. The transcript is spliced from 28 exons. NCBI's taxonomy places the organism in Eukaryota, Metazoa, Chordata, Actinopteri, Salmoniformes, Salmonidae. Gene Ontology annotation, molecular function: ubiquitin-protein transferase activity; protein binding. Gene Ontology annotation, biological process: regulation of dendrite morphogenesis. The record is from RefSeq and is a predicted model, not a curated record. The coding region runs from base 230 to 5047 and encodes 1605 amino acids.